Spirometra erinaceieuropaei is the source of this 417-nucleotide messenger RNA. NCBI's taxonomy places the organism in Eukaryota, Metazoa, Platyhelminthes, Cestoda, Diphyllobothriidea, Diphyllobothriidae. The record is from the annotation of a GenBank genome assembly.
AUGGAAGAAUUCAGUAAAGAUCUCGUGUGGUAGGUGUGCUUGUGUUAUUCAGGACAACGCCCUCUCAGGAAGGAUCGUAUUCGCAAAGAGACGCAGACUGCGAAGAUCUGGCCUACACGUUGGCUUUUCCUGACUAAAACUCAAAAAGAGGUACUCGGCGAUGAUAUUGAACAGCUGAUCGAUAAAGCCCGGCCAAAAAUAGAAUUGCCUGAGAAUAUGAGACCUCCUGUGUCGAAGUCAGCUAUUGACUACCUAAAGCCAAUCCCAUCUCCCACGCCUCCUCCCAAGACCACCAGUGGUCUCAUUGGCUGGCGCUCUGGGCACGAGUGCUGUCUUCUCGAAAGGGCCACUGAGAAUAUGCACCCCCAGGGUGAUUUUCUCAAGCGCAUGGGCUGGCCGACUGAAUGCUUGCCAUGA